Molecule: messenger RNA, 2586 nt
Organism: Parnassius mnemosyne (clouded apollo)
Lineage: Eukaryota; Metazoa; Arthropoda; Insecta; Lepidoptera; Papilionidae
Source: the annotation of a GenBank genome assembly
GAAUUUUACACUUCGCAGAAUAAUGGCUUCGGCUACAAAUUCAAAGCACCCGCAAGUUAACGGGGAAGUAACAUCUAAUUCGUUUAAAAAAUAUAAAAUGGACAAUCAAAAUAAAGUGACUGUUGUUUUGGGUGCUCAGUGGGGUGAUGAAGGAAAGGGAAAAGUGGUGGAUUUAUUAGCUGUUAACGCCGACAUCGUGUGCCGCUGCCAGGGCGGCAACAACGCCGGUCAUACUGUCGUGGUGGACGGAAAAGAGUUCGAUUUCCACCUACUUCCUAGCGGCAUUAUCAAUCAGAAAUGUAUUUCCGUUAUCGGUAAGUGUAUUAUUUAUUUCUUUUACCUUGACCCUUAUGUCUGUUAUUGAUUUUACUAUGUAUUUUGUUUUUCCUUCCUACUUGUCUAUCUUCUAAUAUAUAAAAAUUAAUUUUUGUUUAUUCGUAUUUUAUACGCUGCCAUACCUUUCAUCAGAUUGCGGUAAUACUUUGUCAAGUUAUUGCAAUUUAUAUAAUACACUCAGCGGCACGGAAUCUUGGCCAAGCGGUUAUCUCGCGAUAGCAAAAGCUUUAAGUGUUUCUGAUGAAUGUUUGUUAUGCAGGUAUGUCAAAAAAUGUUUGCUCUCAAGUUCAAGAGGGUAAUUCAUUAUGUUUAAGUGCACCAUGACGAAUUCUUUAAUUUUUAGUUGAAUCGGGUCAUUUGAGCGACUAAGUUCACAUUUUAAAUUUGUGUGUUGUGAAAAGUUUACUGUAAGGUUAUUCAAUUAUUGUGCUCUUGUGUCUUAAUUCAAUAACUAAAGGUGCUUUAAAGCCAAUAAAAAUGCCAUUAACACCAGCACAAGUUGCACAAGCAGUAGCAUUAAUUGACCAAGGGCUGACACAGCGUGAAGUUGCUAUUGUGCUUAACGUACCACGGUCCUCAAUGCAGUAUUCACUGAAACGAUACCAGGAGACAGGACGCUACACCCGCAGGCCAGGCAGUGGGGGCGUAAGGUGAACAUCGACCCGGGACGAUCGUUUUAUUGUUAUGGAGAUUUUGAGAAACCGCUACCUGACCGCUGUUGAGAUACGCCAGCGGCUCCAAAUCGCAAGAGGCGUUAAUGUUAGUGAGCGUACGGUGAGAAGACGAAUGGAGGAAGUGAAUUUAAAAUCUCGUAGACCAGCACGAGGUCCAGAACUUCUCAGACAGCACCGAGUAGCCCGACUUCAGUUCGCAAGAGAACAUGUCAAUUGGACCCACGAGCAAUGGGCUAGAGUGUUGUUCACAGAUGAGUGUCGAAUAGCUUUACGUGCUCCAGACGGUCGAGAACGAGUGUGGAGAAAAAGAGGAGAGAGGUUUCUACCCAUUACCACCACCCAAACUGUGAGUUUCCAUGGAGGCUCAAUAAUGGUAUGGGGAGGUGUAAGUUCCGACGCACGUACAGAGUUGGUCAUCGUCGAUAAUCGGCUUACAGCUACUCGAUACAUCGAGGAAGUUCUUCAGGAGCACGUAAUUCCUUAUUCGGGAUUCAUUGGACACGACCAAUUCCUCCUCAUGCACGAUAAUGCACGCCCGCACGUCGCACAUUGUGUAGAGGAAUAUCUGGAAGAGGUUGGAAUACAAAAAUUACAGUGGCCAGCUCGUAGCCCGGACUUAAAUCCAAUUGAGCAUGUAUGGGGUAUGUUCAAAAGAAAGAUAAAGUCCAGCUCCAAACCGCCACAAACUCUAAAUGAGCUCCGAAAUGCAGCGCUGGCCGCUUGGGACAGCAUACCGCAAGUUGAUGUCAGAAACAUCAUUCAAAGCAUGCCAGAUCGAAUGCAAGCGGUUAUCAGGGCUAGGGGAGGAAACACCCGAUAUUAAAACUGAUAGACAAUAAAGAAAUAGACUUAAUUUUUAACUUUGUAGUGUUUUUAAAGUGACAAUGGAAAGAUGUUAAUUUUAGUGAAAACAUGUUAUUUUGAAAAGAAAAAUUUCGGUGAAGUAAACAUUAAAUUUCUACGUUCUAAAACCAUUAGAGACACUUAUUGAAUGCAUCUACCCUUAAUUUACUGUUAAAAAAACGUUUCAGUGCAAAUAAUCAGCAAAUUCACGAGUGGCCAAGUUUCCGUGCCGGUGAGUGUAUAUUAUUACAAUUAAUUUACAGUAGGUGGCGUGCGUAUCACACCGACAAAUUUGAAAGUACCUAAUAUAUCACUCAACUUCAAUAAAUGUAUUACAUUCCUAAUUAAACAAUAUAAGUCUCAUCUUAUAUUUCAUAAAUUAGUUUAGCCCUAUUCUAUGAAACUGUAGAUCUAAAAAUAAAAAUAAAACAAUAUCCACAUAAUUUCUCAAGACGUUGCUUCAAUUUUUCUAUACCUACAUGUCUUUUCACCGGCAUGAGAAGUUAGGUAUCAUUAAGAAAUUAUUUCAUUAUUUAUAGUGCUUUAAAGUAUACUUUGGCUUUUCGUUAAAAGUUUAUUUUUUUUACCAUUCUGAGUAGACGAAAGAAUAUCACAAUCUCAAGGCAAUAACUGAAAUAUUGUCUAAAUAGUUAAAACUUUAUUCCCUAUUUUGCCGUCCUUAGAGGCGUAAUUUUCCAUCCAAAUUUACCUAUAAAGUAAGACCUAUUUAAUG